UAAAAUCUAUCAGAAAAAAAUCAUAAAUAUCACUUGCUACAUGUGUUCUCUUUCGCGCUCGGUAGAGAUAAUGGGAGGAAGAAUAACGAGCGACGGGUUCUGAGUGAGCUACAGUAACAGAGAAAAAACAUACAUGGGGCUGCCACUGCUUUCUUCUGCAUUAUGGGAUGCUUCUCAUAACUGUGCUUCCCCCAGCCUUGAGCUAAUCUGGCCGCACCUGUCAGCUUCUAAGUCAUAUUCUCUUUGUUUGAAGUUUAAGUACCAACAAUUUCACAAGAGUGGAGCAACAUUGCCUGGAGUUGUAGUUUGUGCCAGUAGAAGGCCCAAAAGCAAUGGAACUGUGUGGAGACGGAAAGAAUUACCACAAAAUGUAGAUUUCCCACCAGUUUUACCUAAGAAUAAGAAAAAACCAUUCUCUAUUCCCUUUAAGGAAAUCAAACAGGCUGCAAGGGAGGACAGGAAACUUGCACACAUGGGAAUAGAGAAACCUCUUGAGCCUCCAAAGAAUGGAUUGCUUGUUCCAGACCUAGUUCCUGUUGCCUAUGAAGUAUUUGAUGCUUGGAAGCUUCUGAUAAAAGGUCUUGCCCAGCUCUUGCAUGUCAUUCCUGUUCAUGGCUGUAGUGAAUGCUCAGAAGUUCAUGUAGCUAAAACUGGGCACCACAUUCGGGAUUGUUCUGGUGCUUAUAAUCGGAGGCGACAUAGUUCUCAUUCAUGGGUGAAGGGUUCCGUCAAUGAUAUACUUGUCCCAAUUGAGUCUUAUCAUCUUUUUGACCCGUUUGGUAGGCGUAUUAAACAUGAUACACGAUUUGAAUAUGACCGGAUUCCAGCUGUUGUUGAGCUAUGCAUUCAAGCUGGUGUGGAUAUCCCUGAAUAUCCUUCACGCCGAAGGACCAAUCCUGUCCGGAUGUUAGGGAGGAGAGUAAUCGACAGAGGUGGAAAUUUAGAGGAACCUAAACCAUGGCGCUUUGCAGACCCCUCUUCACUCAAUGAUUUUGAUACUUACAGAGCUUCUGAGCGAUUUCCACGACCAUCAUUGUCAGAUUUACCUAAAAUUGCCCAAGAAACGAUGGGCGCAUAUGAAACUGUGAAAAAGGGUGUCAGGAAGUUGAUGAGGAAAUACAGUGUGAAAGCGUGUGGUUAUUGCACCGAGGUUCAUGUAGGACCAUGGGGUCACAAUGCUAAGCUCUGCGGUGCAUUUAAGCACCAGUGGAGGGAUGGGAAGCAUGGUUGGCAGGAUGCAACUGUGGAUGAAGUUUUUCCUCCAAAUUAUGUGUGGCAUGUUAGAGAUCCUAGUGGGCCUCCCUUGGACUCUUCACUGAGGAGAUAUUAUGGAAAGGCUCCGGCUGUGGUUGAAGUGUGCAUGCAAGCUGGUGCACAGAUUCCAGAUGAGUACAAGCCCAUGAUGAGGCUUGACAUUAUAAUUCCUGACAGCGAGGAGGCAAGAAUGAUUGUGUGAUGAAAUCUGACAAAAUGCAGGCCAUGUUCAAGUGUUAUCAUGCAUGCUUAAUUCCUAGCUUGAGAAACGGAUUCAAUGAUACUAGAAAGUGAAAGAAAUCGUGAACAGGACAUGCCUGAUUCAUUGAUUAGGUGCUAGCUUCUAAUGUAUCCAACGUUUCUGUACAUGUAUAUAAAGGCCAAUAGCAUAGCAUGUAGUUUAUAUCACAGAACUUUGGCUCGUCAGUUUGUCUG
Cajanus cajan (pigeon pea) is the source of this 1689-nucleotide messenger RNA. RefSeq names its product APO RNA-binding protein (DUF794) (gene APO1). Gene Ontology annotation, molecular function: RNA binding. Lineage: Eukaryota; Viridiplantae; Streptophyta; Magnoliopsida; Fabales; Fabaceae. The record is from RefSeq and is a predicted model, not a curated record.